Messenger RNA from Danio rerio (zebrafish), 2260 nucleotides. The record is from RefSeq and is a predicted model, not a curated record. Lineage: Eukaryota; Metazoa; Chordata; Actinopteri; Cypriniformes; Danionidae.
GAGGUUUAGAUAUCACCACUGUAUAAAACAGAAAGAGGUCAACAGAUUUCAGUAACCUCUAAUUUUGAUUAAAAGAAAAAAUAAUUCCACAAAAUGAAGCGAAACAAUCUUAAUCCUACCUGUGAGAAUUUGGAGAACGUUUAAGUUCAUCUGUAAAAUAAAGAGAUGACAUUUCAGUAAGCCUACACAGUAUCAUAGUUAAGAAAACUAAAUUGUCAGAAAAGCUUACUAAAGUAUGAACUUCAGACACAACCAAAUAGAAUUUGACAACAUUAAAAUCUUCCUCGUGCUGUCUUCUGUCGAUUAAUCUGUCUGACUCUUUUCACACACACUCAAAUUAACUAAAGGCGCCAUCUUGAGAUAAAACAUUUACUGCGGUUUGCUUUCAUUCGAAAUUAUAUAAAUUCAUGCUUUCAAUAUUGUUGCAGUGUUGUUAGGAAAACGUUUUAUUUGUGUGUUACUUAAUAAAUUUAAACAUUUUUGCGUUUGAGUAAAAUUAUUAAUUAAAAUUUAAACUCAAAAUAGUUUCUCAGCACCCAAAUCCAUUUAACACAACAAAAACUGAAUUAAAAGCAUCUAAAACAAAUAAAUCUAUUUAAAAGUAUUUACAUUGUUUUAUUUUAAUGGUUUUCAGAUCAACUUUUAUUUUAGAUCAAACCCUUAAAUUAACACAGGCUAAAAAUUGUUAGCAUUUGCAACGGCCCUCGAUCGGUCAAACCUGCCUGAGCAGAAGCGUCUUCUCUAGCAUGUGUUUAACGAGCACCAGCAGACCUGACCAACACUCUCAGCAUGACCGCCACACCGUUCUCUCCACCGCUGUACAUGCAGCGAUACCAGUUUGUUAUCGAUUAUGUGAAAACCUACCGACCUAGAAAGGUAAACAAAUAUCAAAAACUGUAUUUUAAACGACUUUGCUUGAACUAGCACUAUCAAUGGUCUUUUAUACACCUUCUUCCUACCUUGUCUUGGCCGUUUCUUCCGUCUUCAGGUCAUCGAUUUCGGAUGCGCCGAAUGUUGCUUACUGAAAAAGCUCAAGUUUCAUCGCAACGGCAUACAGUUGUUAGUGGGAGUUGAUAUAAACAGUGUCGUCCUCCUGAAAAGAAUAACUGCAAAUCAGGCUUCUAUACAUUUUCUCUCACUCUCAUGCAUGAUUGAGGCAUUCAUUAGCACCACUGGUGAGUGAUUACCUUCAGCCAAGCGAUGGCCCUUUAACCAUCGAGUUGUACCAAGGGUCUGUAAUGGAGAGAGAGCCGUGCACCAAAGGAUUUGAUCUUGUGACAUGUGUUGAGCUGAUCGAACAUCUGGAGCUGGAGGAGGUGGAGAGGUUUUCAGAGGUGGUGUUCGGCUACAUGGCGCCCGGUGCUGUGAUUGUCACCACACCAAAUGCAGAGUUCAACCCGCUGCUGCCGGGCCUGAGAGGCUUCAGAAACUAUGAUCAUAAGUUUGAAUGGACCAGAGCAGAGUUUCAGACCUGGGCUCAUAGAGUUUGUAGAGAACAUGGCUACUCCGUUCAAUUCACUGGAGUCGGAGAAGCAGCUGGCCACUGGAGAGAUGUGGGAUUUUGCACCCAGAUUGCAGUGUUCCAGAGAAAUUUUGAUGGAGUAAAUCGGUCCAUGAGUAAUGCCGAACACUUGGAACCUUCAGUGUACAGACUGCUAUACAGGGUGGUGUAUCCGAGCCUGUGCGAUAACAACAUCUACCAGAAGACUUUGAUUAAUGAGGUCCUGUAUGAGGCUCAACAUCUGAGGCAGCAAUGGCUCAUAAGAGAGAACAUGAACAACAAUGCACAUUUCUACUCUCCUCCAUUAAUGGAAGCAUUGCAUCAUGGGGCCGAAGGGAAUGCAUGUGAGCAGCAGCCUGUCUACCAGCAGGGUGGCAUCAUCUGCGUCCCGUUAGCCCGUGUGUGGUCCUGUCCCAGGGUCCAAGCUCUGUGCGGGAGCCUGCAGCGUCUCAGAGAGAAACUGCUGGAGGAUGAGCGGGUGAGGAUGAGCGCUGAUGGAAGUGCGCUUAAUCUGCCAGCUGAUGAUGACGAUGAUAAUGUGGAAGAGGAGGAGGAAGAAGAAGAGGAGGAGAACCAGCAGAAUGUCAAAGCAGUAUCGGGUGCAGUAAACAACAUGGAGGAGGACUGGGAUAGAGAGCUUGGUAGCUAUGGAGACGAAUAACAAAUCGGGAAAGCUCUGUAAGCAAAAUAAAAGAAAUGUGUGAUUGACUGAGAUGUUGUUGAAAAGAUAAAAAUCAUUAAACAUAUCAUUAAAAAGGC